Messenger RNA from Medicago truncatula (barrel medic), 886 nucleotides. Its product is annotated as late embryogenesis abundant protein D-34. The transcript has 3 exons. The coding region runs from base 87 to 719 and encodes 210 amino acids. NCBI's taxonomy places the organism in Eukaryota, Viridiplantae, Streptophyta, Magnoliopsida, Fabales, Fabaceae. The record is from RefSeq and is a predicted model, not a curated record.
CUCCUAACAAAGAAAAUUCACAAAACCAAAAAAUAAACAUAAAAUCACUUAUUUUUAAGAGCAGUUUUGGUAACAAUAAUAUCAUCAUGAGUCAGGAACAACCAAGGAGACAUGAGCAAGAACCAAUAAAAUACGGUGAUGUGUUCAAUGUGUCUGGUGAGUUAUCAUCACAACCCAUUGCACCAAGAGAUGCUGCUACCAUGCAAUCUGCAGAAUAUAGAACAUUUGGCCAGACUAGAAAAGAUGGGCCUGCUUCUCUCAUGACUUCUGCUGCCCAAAAAAAUGAGGAUGCUGGUUUCAUCAAACAUAACACUGCUACAAACAUUGCAAGAAAUGAAGGUGUUGCUGUUUCAGAAACUUAUGAUGGGGGCAAACGUGUCAUCACUGAGACUCUUGGUGGACAGGUCCUAGGGAAGUUUGUGGAAGAUGCAGAUAGGGCAAAAGGGAAUAUGGCUGGCGAUGAAAUGGAAGACGAAGGUGAUCCUAAUCCUGCCUCAGCUCAAGCUCCUAAAGUGGGAGCAACAAAAGACAUUGAUUUUAUAAGUAACAAAGGUGGUGGUGCCAUGAAUCCUCGGUUUGCUGGGAACCAAAAUGAGUAUGCUAGGUCAAAUGAUUCAAUGGUGGAUAAUGAAAACCCUGGAGUUAUAAAUAGUGUACCUGGUGGCAUGGGAGCAUCCAUGGCAACUGCGACUGCAGAUCGAGUUAAGAAAAACAAAUGAAGUGCACUUUGAAGUUUGAGUUCCAAUGUUCCAAUUUGUUUUUCAGCAGUGUUUUAUUUUACCUUUUUUUGGCUGUGUAUUAUUAUGACUUAAAGUUAAUCGUAUAGCUCUAAUAUCAUAAUUCCUAAAUAAGAACUGUAUAUUGAUCUAAUGUUUGUUUAGCUUAA